CUUAAAAAAAAAAAAAAUUAGAGAAAAGGAACACUGUUCUGUCCCUCUGGUGUUGUUGUUAGGAAGGUUUUUCUAUCUCCGAAAAAAUGAAAGCUCCUUCCACUCUUUUCCUCAAAACCCAUUUUCCUUCUUCAAUUUCACUCCUUACAAACCCCAAAGGAAAGCUUAAUGCUAAAUUGCUUCCACACUUAUGCUUCUGUAAGAGUAUUCAAACUAGUUCUUAUGAAGUUGCUAAAGGAAGUUACGUUCCCACUCCUACUUUGGAGCAGAUAAAAGAGAAUAAUAUGAUGGAAAAGCCAUCUAGAACAUUUGAAUCUGUUGGAGCAUUUCAAAAGUUGCCUAUAGUGAUGCCAUCUGUUGACAUUCUGGGGUCAGCACUGAAAAAGGCGAGAAGGAUAUCUGCAACAAAAGGAAUUGUCAAUAUUGCAAAAAGAGAGAAAAACAAAGGUGCAAAACAACUUGACGCGUUGAUGAAAGAACUUGCUGUUCCAUUGAGGACGUAUGUGGAGAAUUUUCCUAACAAAACACACCUUCAUCCUUAUGAAAGGUCUCUUAUUGAGCUGACGCUUGGAGAUGGGUACUAUGAAAAGGUGCUAGGGCAGGUAGAUGGUUUGAGGAAGAGGGUAGUAUCUGUUGGAAAGGAACAUGCUUCACUUUGUGCUAAGUCUUUGACAAAGCGAGAAGCAGAGGAAAGAUUGACCGAGGGUCUUAAAAUAAUUGAAGAGAGUUUUGGUCAAGAACGGAAAGUUGUUGACGAUUUGUUAAAUAUAGCGAAGACUCUGAGGGCAAUGCCUGUAAUAAAUUUGGAAACACCGACUCUCUGCCUUGUUGGUGCCCCUAAUGUAGGCAAAUCUUCUUUGGUCCAUGUACUCUCUACUGGCAAGCCUGAGAUUUGUAACUAUCCCUUCACAACAAGAGGAAUUCUUAUGGGUCAUAUUGUUUUUAACCAUCAGAAGUUUCAGGUAACAGAUACCCCAGGCCUGCUGAAGAGACAUGACGAUGACAGAAAUAAUUUGGAAAAGUUGACACUUGCUGUCCUUUCAUAUCUACCAACAGCAGUUUUGUAUGUUCAUGACCUUUCAGGGGAAUGUGGGACCUCACCUUCUGAUCAGUAUUCAAUAUACAAAGAAAUCAAAGAAAGGUUUGAUGGACAUUUAUGGCUUGAUGUUGUCUCCAAAGCUGAUCUGUUGAGGACGUCUCCUGUGAUAUAUGCAACAGAAGAUCGUGAUCUCACACAGCAUGAGCUGGAGAAGUACCGUAAAUCAGGUCCCGAUGGAGCUAUUAAUGUGUCUGUAACAACAGAGGAAGGAAUACAUGAGCUGAAGCACAGAGUGAAUGAGCUUCUCAAUUUACAGAUGACAAAGAUCAAAGAUGCAAGCAACAACCAGGAGAACUAGAGAAGUAAAAGUUGCCACUCCAAAAUUUAUGAAGAAAUUUUCCUGUCAAAUUGGGAGGUUGAAAUCUUCAUUUGUAAAAUAAGUUAAACAAGGUCACUAUGGCAGCCUCCAAACCGGAAAACUAACAAAAGUGAUUUCAAGCCUCAUUAAUGUCAGCAAGGAAACAGGCAUUGUAAAGUAAGUAAACUGAGGAGUGACACUCUGAAACUUGCAGAAAGUUGAUUGUUACAGAAAAGUAUUUUGAGGGGAUCUUUGGUUGUUUCAACCAUAUUGGACCAUCUUUAAGAAACAAGAAAUGCUUGUUUCUUGACUGCCUUUCAAGUCCAUCUGGUUGUAAUCUUGAUGUAUCUUAAAUCCAUUGUUAGGUGUCAUCAUUAAUUUAUUUUUUAAACAACAAA
Medicago truncatula (barrel medic) is the source of this 1795-nucleotide messenger RNA. Its product is annotated as nucleolar GTP-binding protein 1. The record is from RefSeq and is a predicted model, not a curated record. The transcript is spliced from 14 exons. Gene Ontology annotation, molecular function: GTP binding. The coding region runs from base 87 to 1397 and encodes 436 amino acids. Lineage: Eukaryota; Viridiplantae; Streptophyta; Magnoliopsida; Fabales; Fabaceae.